This is a messenger RNA of Ceratina calcarata, 1636 nucleotides long. It is a transcript of the gene Galk, whose product is annotated as N-acetylgalactosamine kinase. Gene Ontology annotation, molecular function: galactokinase activity; ATP binding. Lineage: Eukaryota; Metazoa; Arthropoda; Insecta; Hymenoptera; Apidae. Gene Ontology annotation, biological process: carbohydrate phosphorylation; galactose metabolic process. The transcript has 9 exons. Gene Ontology annotation, cellular component: cytosol; cytoplasm. Bases 1 to 1422 code for a protein of 473 amino acids. The record is from RefSeq and is a predicted model, not a curated record.
AUGUCAGCCAACAAGGAGAGAAUAUGCGACGUGGAGCAGGUUCCCGUUUCGCAGCCAGGCGAAAAAUUGUCGAGAAGGAUAGCCGCUUUGACCGAUCAUUUCCAGUCCAAAUACAACGUUAAGCCUGCGUUCUUCGUCAGAGUCCCAGGGAGAGUAAACUUAAUUGGUGAGCAUAUCGAUUAUUGUGGAUAUGCUGUUUGCCCGAUGGCCAUCGAGCAACACAUACUUCUUGCAGUAGCUCCAUCGAAAGACAAGAUCAUUCAACUGACGAACAUAGAGCCGAAAUACAAGGACUUCAAGUGCAAUUUGAAGGACAUUGAUGUUUGCAUCAAACAUGCCGGCAGCGGCCCGGACUGGUACAAAUAUUUUCUCUGCGGUGUGAAAGGAGCACUCGAAGCGAUCCCGGAGGAAUGCGUACCUACGGGAAUCCUGGCUGCAGUUUGGGGCAACAUUGCUCCUAAUUCUGGACUCUCGAGUUCAAGUGCACUGGUCUCCGCCGCAGUUCUCUCGACUGUUCAUGCCAAUCACCAACGAUUUACGAAGCGUGAACUGGCUACACUCAGUGCCGAUGCUGAAAGAUACAUCGGCACCCAAGGUGGUGGGAUGGACCAGGCGAUCGCAUUUUUAGGUAAAGCAGGCUCUGCGAUGCUAAUCGAAUUCAACCCGUUACGUGGCACCGACGUUACAUUACCUGAAAGCGCAGUAUUCGUGAUAGCGCACAGCCAAGCUUGUCACAACAAAGCCGCGACGUCAGACUUUAAUUUAAGGGUCGCAGAAUGUCGCCUAGCUGCACAGGUGAUAGCAAAAAAAAGGAGCAAGCCUUGGGAACACGUGCUGAAAUUAAUCGAUGCCCAGAAGAGCCUCGGUAUGAGUCUAGACGAAAUGGCCUGCGUAGUAACAACAGACCUUCACGAGGAACCGUACACAUUGAACGAGAUUAGCGAGUGUCUGGACACAACGAUCGCAAAACUUAAAGAGUCACCGCUGUUGCAACCCUUUAACGACGCGCAAACAUUCAAACUGAAGCAACGCGCCCUCCAUGUGUAUCAAGAGGCUGCCAGAGUGAUCGAGUUCCAACGUAUCAAUGAAGCCAAGAAUAUCGCAGAGGAUGAAAGGUUGCGUCGGCUGGGCGAACUGAUGUCCGCCAGCCACGAGAGCUUGCAUAAGCUGUACGAGUGCAGUCAUCCCCGCGUCGACCUUCUCGUGAGCAAAGCCAUGGCUUGCGGUGCACUCGGCGCAAGACUCACGGGAGCCGGUUGGGGAGGCUGCGUGGUGGCGAUCGUAAAAAAAGACAGGGUUUCACAAUUUGUGGACACGCUGAAGGAGCAAAUCCGUCAAUCCGGCAUAGAGGAAGGAUUCAAGCUCGACGAUUUGGUCUUUCUGACGGAAUCCAACCAGGGUGCUGCAAUUUAUACGAUCUAAUUGUACUUUUAUUUCACCUAUUUUAUCAUUCCACGUUUUGCAUUUUUACAAAUCUAUAAACCAGUCUAUUAGUCAUACAAGUUCCUAGUAAUUAUACAUAUAUUUCAACCUAAAUAUACAACGAUAUGUACAUAAAGCCAGUUCGUCAGUCUAUUUAUUCUGACACGCUGCUUAUAUCAACUUAGAUUAUAUAAUAAACAUUAAAACUAAAGUA